GCGGGGACGCUCCACUCCCGCGACAAUCUCUGUGGCGGCCGGCGAGCACUUUGCAACGGUCGCCCCCACUCUCGGUUGGUUACGUGCGCGCUCUUGUUUACAAUCGACCCCGGCCGGGCGUUUGAAAGGUGUUCGUUCCGCUGCGUUGCGCUCGGUGACGCGUGUUUUCGUGUUUCGUCUACACCCCCCCCCGCACACCCCUUUUUUUUCUCCAACUAUUGCUUUCGUUGACAACUGACAGUGGUGCGUGUUCUUUUGGCGGGAUUUUAACCGGCGUGGGGUGUCGGGCUGCUGCUGUGAGCCGGAAGUCGCGCUGCCGGUGAUGACAGCUGAGACGCGGCCGGCAUUCCGCCUGUAGACGCGUAGCAAAGGAGAAGUAUUAAUAAGAGUUUCUUUUUUUUUUUUUUCCUCUCUCGAGUUCCGGUGUUGUUUUUGUUACUACGCCGUGUGAAACCAUGGACAGCAACUCGGUGUCGCCGAUGCCGGAGAUGGCGCCCAUGGCGGAGUUCGACAAGUCGCCGCCCAGCCCGCCCGAGACGCCGCCCAUGGGGGGCGGGGCGGACGACCUGCCGCCGCCGCCCGCCCCCGCCUCCACCGCCGCCCCCGGGGACGGCGGCGUCAAGGUCGCCUUCGGGGAGCCCGUGUCGGAGAAGCACCGGCAGUACGACGACGACAGCGAGUGGGCGUGCUCCAACUGGUUCGAGUACAUGCUCGUGGUGGUGCUCGCGAGCCUGCUGCUGCUGGGCUCGCUCACGCUCACGCUCUUCUGGGUGCUGUACUACCGCAAGGGCUUCGCGUGGACCGAGAAGCCGGAGCUGCAGUUCAACCUGCACCCGGUGCUCAUGGUCGCCGGCUUCGUCACCUUCAGCGGCUUCUCGCUGCUGCUGUACCGCAUCUGCCGCUGCUGCCGGCGGAUCUACGUGAAGCUGUUCCACACCAUCUUCCACGCGCUGGCCAUCCCGUGCGUGGUGGUGGGCUUCAUCGCCGUGCUGGACUCGCACAACCUCGCCAACCCGCCCAUCGCCAACUUCUACUCGCUGCACAGCUGGAUGGGGCUCGUCACCAUGGGCCUGUUCGCGCUGCAGUUCGUGGUGGGCUUCUUCAGCUUCCUGAUCCUGCUGUGCUGCGAGAGCGCCACCGCCGCCUUCAGGGCCGCGCUGGUGCCCAUCCACGCGACCUUCGGCAUCACCACCUUCAUGAUGGCCAUCGCCACCUGCCUCACGGGCCUCACCGAGAAGGUGUUCUUCACUCUCGGUGACUACGCCACCAUGCCCGAGGAGGGGAUAGUUGUGAAUGCUCUGGCGAUGGUGUUGGUUGCUUUGGGGAUUCUGCUCUCGUACGCCGUCAGGCGGGAUGCUUUCCGCACGCACGUUAAGAGCUUCGUCACGGAGAGGCUGUAAGCCGGGGCCACCCCUCUCCCCUCCCACCCGCCCCGCACCGUUCACUGGGGUCCAAAAACAAAACAUAAAAAAGAUUGAGAAAAAAAAAAUUAACUUUCAUCAUAUAGCGUAGCUGUUACUAUGAAAAUCUUCACUGUUCAUGCUGCACCUGUCUUCUUGUGCGUGAUUGAUUCAUGAUGACCUGCACCACAAAGAAGAAGAAGGAAGGAAGGAAAACGGGAACAUCUUUCGAUACCUCUCUCGUGAGCAGCAGUUCUGAAGAGGAAUAGAGAGAUCCCUGUGCUUACGUCUGCAAUCUCUAUGGGCUGUGCUUGGGGAAAACAGCCGUCAUCUUGCUGCCAUCACACGCUGAUCUCGCCUCGCCCGACAGUGUAAACUUUCGCCUCCUGCCCGGCGCGAGCUCUUGACGCCCGACACAAGGCCCAGCGCUCAAGCGGGUUUGAUCCCUGCCACCCGGCACGACUCAACUGUAUGUGCAUCACGUCGGUGUCCCUGGUGGUUCGAAGCGGCGGUCUUGGGAGGUCCUGUCGCCUUAAUCCUCCGUGCAUGAUGGGCUAAUGUUAAACCCUAUAAAUAUUAAACCAAUUUUUAAGUGGGCCAUAACACUUAUGUGUUAUGAACAUCGUGUAUAAAUAUUUGUUGUGUAAAAAAAAAAAUCCCUUGAAGUGAGCAUAGCUGUUUCUUCAUUAAUUUGCAGUUUUUGCUCGUGAUGAGCACUAUCAGAAUUAUUAAUUUCACUUGGUUCAACACUUAUAGUACCCACAAAUAGUGCAAACAAUCAUAAGUUUUAUUUGUCUGCAUUUUUUUAGAGUUGUUUUUCACUUUCUAUAAUUUUAAAUGCUGUUGUGAACAAGGGAACAAGACUCACGAUUGUAGAGGAAUGAGGUAGUAAUAUGUUUUUUUUUUGUUCGAAAAUCAAAUAUUGUUUACACUGUCUGCUCAGGCAAGGAAGCAAUUGCAGUCCGUUCUAACCGAUCUGGUCUCCAGACUUCCCAAACCAGUGCAAUACGUUGUCCUUGUGGAGACUUUCAACGUGCCGUUUGAAAGACACUUGCAUAUUACUUUACGGUGACUUUUAGACCUUGGUGUUUUGUGGUUGACGUCUGCGGCAUGAUCACUGGAAAUAUGGAUGUCAAUGUGGAGUUUUGCGUUGGGCUUUGGUUGUGUAAAUAUGUUAGGUGUUAUUAUAUAAAUUGCAUGAUGUUAUAUAUCUUGUUAAGAGGUCAAGCCUUUCACCACACAGUUCGUUUGCACUUGCGUGAACGUGCCGUGUCACGCAUCGCCAAACCGGGAAGUCUGAGAGUCCGUGUUCGCUGCGUGUUUCAUUCAAUCCUAAAAGUGUGUAGUAACUGAAUGUGUUCACUUUUGUAAGUGUUUUUUGGCUAGCAUAGCUGCUCUCGUGAUUCAAAGAAUGCAGUUGGUGGACCAAUAGCAUCUUUGUGUUUCGAUGCUACGACUUUUUCCGUCACCGUGGCACCAUGAUGUGCAGGUGACAAGUACGGUGAGCUUGGAGACUGGUUUGUGGUGACGGAGUUGUUUGCUGCUGUAAAUAGUUUACAAAUGUGUUUCUAGCAUGAAAGCUUCAUAUACAAUGUAUGUGCCAUGAUAUUUAUUACCAGUUUUUCUAUUUUACAAAUCUGACUGCGGUGAAGGUCUUCACUCAAUAGCAGCGUUGAAAGAAAUAUGUAUGUAUGAAUAUUUAGCAGUGGAAAAUAUUUGGGGGAGGUUUGAAUGGGAUUUGCAGCAGAAGCAAUUUUCAUGGGGUUGGUUUACCCCUCAACAUAUGAACAGUUUUAAUUAUCAAUACGUAUACUUUUCUCACAUAACAGUUUCAAUUCUUUUGAAGUUCACGGACGCUUACCACCAAGAGAAACAAAAUAUAUUGAAAUAAAGUAUAUAAUGUGAAAACAGAAACUAUCAGGAAAUAAUAAUUUUGAUGAGGCAGAACUCAUAAAAAAAAUGCUAAGGAACCGUCACAGUUAUUAUGUUAGACUUGCCAUUCAGUUUGCUCAAUUUUCUUGCUAGGAACUCAUAGUCAAUAAUGUUGUCACAAAGAUGAUUCUGUCAUACAAUAAUAUCAUUGUGAAUCUGAAACUGUCUUGUGAUAAAAAUAAAUUAAAAAAAACAUCAAAUUUGGCAUUGAAGUAAUUAAAUUCGAAAGAAAAAAGUCUGAAAAUACAGAUCAUCCACUGUUGAAUUUGGUUGUGUUAUAAAAACGUGUACAUACAUGAAAGUCUGCUUUUGAAAAUGUGCAUAUUGUAAACCAAUACAAUUUAUUAAUUUUCUUAAUCAAAAUGUAUGAAGCAUGCCUGUUAAAUGUGAUUUUAAAAAAUAUAUUAUGCUUAUAUAAAGAACUUUUUUGAGAAAAAACAAUUUUUGAUGGCAAAACAUUUUUACAAAUCAUUCCAUGUUUCUGUAGAAGUAAUGUAGAUGUUGCAUAUAAACUACAUAUUGUUUAAACAGUGUUUCUGGUGGACGGAACAGCUGUUUUUGAAGGUUCAAUUAGUAGUUAAGUGUUGGAAGAGGAAAAAUGUAGCAGUUACUUGGGUAAAUUAUAUGUAUCUAUUUAUUCUUCCCGAUAACUGAGAUAUUGGUCUUUACUUUUGUUUAGUUUCUGUCAUCACAAGGAACAUUGCGCUUAUUUUUAUUCACUCGCACUGUAUUGUCUAUUUUAUGUAUUACUUGUUUAGCAAAAUUUCUUGUAUUUAAAUAUUCCUACUGUUCUAAUGAUAUGUUUAAAAGAUAUUUUUAUAUUUUGUCUAAUGGUGGUGCGACAUGUCAACAAUCUGAACAAUUUUUUUUCCCCAGUGUAGCUAGCGGAUCUUAUUGGGUCCAGCAGUCCAUUUUCAAACUGUUGCAUCCGUGCCGUACCUUCAGAAAUGAUGGAGACAUUGCAUUGUUUACUUUUUCAGUUUUUAAUGUAAAUUUUUUUUUUUUUUUUUUUUCUGGUUUGUGUCUCCAUCAACAAGUUGCUCAAUUGUAAUACAGAGGAAAACAUUGUAGGUUAUUCAGUUUAGCUGUUUGAAGAAAUGUUUGGAAAAAAAAUAAAGGUACCUAGUUCAAUUUAUGAAUUUAUGGGUGUGAUUAACAUUUUUUUUGCUAUGGGUCAGGAAAUAUCUUCUUUGCAGAAAAUUCAAAGGCUGCUUACACGAAGCAAAAUUUGUGACAUAAUGGUUCAGCUGCUGAUUUUCUGAAAAACACUUUGAUUUAUUGUUUCUAUAUUUUUUUUAAAGCAUAUUUUUAAUUUAACAUAAUUCUGUGAAAUAGCUGAUCUCUGAAUCAACUACAAGUGUGUUAAUACUUGCAACAUUUUGAGUUCUGCGAUAUUGUUGCAAUACAUCUUCAGUUACUUUAAGAGAAAUAUUUAGACUUUUAUCAUUUCCAAAUUAUUAAUAAAAAAUGUUUUAUUAGUGCCUACAAUCUAUUUUACUUAGUGCAGUAAAUGUUUAAAUUACUUUUUUAAUUUGAUUUCAAAGCAGCCACCUACUUCAGAAAAACAAAUUCUUGUAAAAGUACUUGCUAAAAGAUUUUAUGGAUGCAAUAUCUGAUGCCCGAUACCAAGUGUAUCUUUGCAUUUUGUGGAAGGUGACGAAACAACUUUUAUUUUGUGUAUGUGAAACAUACUUGCAGCUGAAUCUAAGCAGAACAUUUUUUGCCUCAAAUGUGUGAUCCCGUGUUUAAUUUUAAUUUCUGAAAAGCUCAAAUGAGACAUAAGUUGUUAUUGCACGAGAAGAUGUCAUCCCUUUGGGACCACUCGUGCAAAAAAUUGCAAAUAUUGGAUGCCGUGCCACAAGGAUCGCGGUGACAUCUUGAAUACACUAAUUAAAUGUAAUUGAUUUUAAAAUUAAAGUAUUUUAUACAUCU
Messenger RNA from Bacillus rossius redtenbacheri, 5264 nucleotides. It is a transcript of the gene nemy, whose product is annotated as plasma membrane ascorbate-dependent reductase CYBRD1. Lineage: Eukaryota; Metazoa; Arthropoda; Insecta; Phasmatodea; Bacillidae. Gene Ontology annotation, molecular function: oxidoreductase activity. Bases 456 to 1400 code for a protein of 314 amino acids. The record is from RefSeq and is a predicted model, not a curated record. The transcript is spliced from 5 exons.